This is a messenger RNA of Dreissena polymorpha, 5243 nucleotides long. RefSeq names its product GATOR complex protein DEPDC5-like. Gene Ontology annotation, cellular component: lysosomal membrane; GATOR1 complex. The record is from RefSeq and is a predicted model, not a curated record. Bases 110 to 4864 code for a protein of 1584 amino acids. Gene Ontology annotation, biological process: intracellular signal transduction; cellular response to amino acid starvation; positive regulation of autophagy. Lineage: Eukaryota; Metazoa; Mollusca; Bivalvia; Myida; Dreissenidae. Gene Ontology annotation, molecular function: GTPase activator activity. The transcript is spliced from 41 exons.
GUUGUUCCUGAGAGUUCGAGGUUCAGCGAAGAUUGGAGUCACCGUCCAAGAAUUAUAUCAAGACAAGCAUGUGUAUAUUUUUUGCGGCAGUAAAAUCAAAAUGUGAAACAUGACGCUGAAGUUGUGUGUCCAUAAGAAAGUUCCAAGUAACAAGCAGCUGUGUGAGGAAAUACUGAUAAAUCCCAAAGACAUUCCCAACGCCAUUGUUGGAGAUGUGGUUGAAAUCUACCAUCCUGAGGAAGAAUUCAGUACCUGUACAUUUAUUGACAGUCGCCUUCUGCUGCAAAUCAGGAUCUUGCCUGAGGACUAUCAGCCUAAAGACACUGUUGUCAGCAUUGAACAAACCAUCGCCACAGCUUUUCAACUAAAGGCAUACAAGAAUGUUAUAGUCAGCAAAGUUGAUAAGGAUAACGUCUCAGUUGACCUGGCCGAGGUUUUGUUCAAGGACCAGUACUACAGUCGCAGUGACAUGAACCGCCUCAGAGAAAGCAUGGUGAACACGUGUGUGUAUCUCAACAAGAAGAUGGAGUUCUGUGAAAUGAGAGCUCAAGUGAAUGAACUCUGGAGUCGAGGUGAAAAGGUCACAUGUGGGUUUAUCUCCAAGGAUACUAGGGUUGUGUUCCGGUCAUCGACAUCUGUCGUGCAUAUAUUCAUUCAGAUGAGUUCAGAAAUGUGGGAGUUCGACAUUAAUGGGGACCUGUACUUUGAAAAGGCAGUCAAUGGGUUCCUGACUGACCUCUACGCCAAGUGGAAGGAACAAAACUGCCUGCAUGAUGUGACCAUCGUGAUGUUUUCCAGAACAUUUUAUGAUGCUCAAACAAGAGACGAGUUUCCACAGUACAUGCAGGAGUGUGUCCAGCAGGAUUAUGCAGGAAGAUUCUACGAGGAUUUCUACAGAAUCGUGGUACAGAAUGAGCGCUACGAGGAAUGGACAGGGACGAUAAAGCAGCUACGGAAGAUCUUCUUUGAGUAUCGUACACGGGUCCUCAACUACCACAGGAGGCCGGGACACAGGGUGCCAGACGCGCGCAACUCUACUGCUACAGAGGGAAACUUCCUUGAGACGCUGAAUAUGACACUGAAUUUGUUUGAGAAGUACUACUAUGACCGUAACUUUGACCGCACGGGCAAGGUUGCCGUAGUGAUCACCCCUGGGGCAGGGGUUUUUGAGGUGGACAGAGAGCUCACGAACAUCACCAAACAGCGCACCAUUGAUUGUGGUGUUGGCAGUGACCUGGUGUGUAUGGGAGAACAGCCCCUACAUGCUGCUCCCUUGUUUAAGUUUCACAGUCGCACACAAGGCAUGAUGCUGGAGGUCGGGGAUGACUACAAUGUACCACACUGGAUGAACCACAGUUUUUACUCGUCAAAGAAUCAAAUACAGUUUUACUCCAACAAGACUUUUGUUCCAAGAAUAAAAAUUCCUCCAGAAAUCUUUGAAAAGCAGGAAAAGAAGGAAGCACCACCAGAACAAGAGAUACCAUAUAACACGGAAGAAGACAACUUCCCUAUUGUGGACUAUGAUGAAUAUGAUGCCCAGGUGUGGAAACUCCCCAAGACUGUCAAUUCAAUUAGCUAUGGGAAAAAGAAUCGCUCGUACCACCAAUCUCGUGCAGAGCGGUUCUCCAGCCAGAGUCGUCCUCCUCAGACAUUCGUUGAAGCGCGCCUGAUGCAUUCAGCUCGCACCCGCACAAUAUCGGACAAUAUCUCAUGUUUGCCAGUUGAGAAAAAGCCAGAAGUGGACGUCAUGCAGGCGAUAUCGUUUCCAUCUAGCUCGAGUACAGGGGAUGACUUGUCUACCUCAGUUGGAUGUUACCCUGUCCAUGGUCGAGGCCACCUAGAUAGCAGCGACGAGCACGUCCUGGGUGCCCGACAGGUGGCAGGUAGCGCGGAGUCUUCAGUCAGCCACAUGAAGUACCUGCACAAUACUCGACGCCACCGCGCUCUGAUCAACCCUUUCCAGCCCUCCAAGAUGCAGUUCAAAAUGACGUCGAACCGACGCAGAUGGAUUCACGCUUUUCCAACUGAUCCCCAUGGUGUUGCCGUGCAGACGCACCAUGUUCAGACGUACAGUUACCAUGACAAUACGGAAGAGGAAUUUGAACUGUGUGAUCUCACCGAGGAAACCAUCCAGGCGGCCCAUCAAGCUGUGAAAGCCAGGAACAAGAAGCGUGCUUGUCGUGGAUUGGGGGAUAACAGUGACUUGAGCAAUGUGGAGGAAGGUGCAGUUAGCAGAGUGAGCCAGUCACAUGACCUUGGUCGUAGUUUAUACGGGGGUUCAUUCAAGGACCCUAAACACCAGAGGUCGUUCAUGUGGGGGCCCACAGGGGAGCAGGAAUGGACUGCAGAACUCUCAACUGGCACAGAUUGGAGACCAUUAGACAACACAGAUAUGAGCCCGACCGAGUCUCGACUCAUAAAACCUAUACUUAAAGCCGAUUUAGAAAACUCCCAAAACUUUUGUGCUGGAAUAAGUGUCGAUUGGAAGUCGCUCAUCAUGCCAGCAUCGUUGCCAAUAACGACAGACUAUUUCCCCGACCCCGUGAGUCUGAACAACGAGUACGUGGAGUCCAUGUACCAGCUCCUUCCAGACUCUAACAGCCUGUACUACUCAAACCCUCCAGAAUCGGAUGAUGAGAAGUAUUACCGCAAGAAGCCACUAUCUGCCAAGCAGGUGUUCUGUGAAAUGAUUUCACAGAGGCUGUCCCAGGGCUUUCAGCUGAUAAAGAUGAUGAGGAACACGGGCAGCUCCCUCACGCUGGUGGCCAAUACUUCCCAGAGGGUGGUUCCUGGCUCCAGUCCACAGGUGUCACACAUGUCCGGGCUCAAACGGUGCCGUCCACGCGAGGAGACUGCUGAGGAGGUGUACUUGAGUAUCGGGCGCAUUUUUCACAAGCUGUCCCGUACUGGCUCGGAGAUUACGGUUACACGCUACAGACCCAGACAUCAGAACGCACAGCUGAGCUACAACUACCGCUACCGGUUCCAGGCACCAGACUCCUUCAACUACGAUGUCUCAUGGAGCGAGUUCCACAACGAGAAGCUCGAGAAUUACAACUGGAAUUACCUCGACCAGUACAUUUGUACCCAGGGCGAGGGGGACUUUGGACUCAUGGACUCCUUGAAGUUUUGGAGGAGUAGGUUCUUCAUUUUACCCUGCAACAAUCCGGCCACAAAGAAAAUAAGUGAAGGACACCAAAGGUGUGAUAUUUACGAAGAGAAAACAUCCUCAGAACUAAAGCAGCUCAUCAUUGGUUUUACCCGCUACCUCGAAAUUCUCAACAAGAUGAAGCGAACUGCCGUCACUCGACAGACAAAUUGUAUACACAAAGAAUUUUUGGACAAGAAUCCCGGUGGAAUACCUAUGCCUGAUACCAGGCCGGAUGAAGAAGUGCUGUGUAUGACAUCCCCCUCGGAUAAAGUAGUGAGAUGGAUGCUGGAUGAUGUAUGCGGUAUUCCAAUGUUGCCCAAGCAGCUCGGACUGCCCCACAAGUGUUUCAUCUCGGCGGAGAUCGUAGACUGGUUUUACUACCAUGUGAAGGGCGUCAAGUCUGUGAAACACGUCAUGAACCUUCUCCAGCGCCUGCUGGAUGAUGGUUACAUCGUCCACUCCUCUGGAAACCCUGAUCACAAGGUCCUGUAUGGCUUCUACCUGUACACCUUCAAGGACCCCAAGUCAAAAAAUGACCCAGCCUCCUCGUUCAACACCCUGUUCCAGAAUGACUGGUGCGAGGUUGUGUUUGUGGACACAAUCAAAGAGGUUGGUCCCUCCUACGUGUCAUUUAGCCUCGACACCAUGGAAGGGGAUGUCCCCGGCCCUUCUGGCCCCACUGAUGACUGGCGACUGCAGACGGGACUGAACAUCUGGGGCCAGACCUGGGCCCAGCAGUCAGAGGCUAUUUAUUUGGAGUCAGCCACGCUGCUUCACAAGUAUGUGAACGUGGAUGUAGACCCUCAGUGCAAGAGUGACCGGCCAGAGUGGGCAACUGCGCGCUACCACGCCUACUACAGCCCGCUGUGUGCGUUUGAGCUCCAGGUCCAGUGGAUGGUAGCCACAGGACAGAUACUGGGUGACCUGAUCUAUAACUGGGCCCGUAAGGCGGCCAGCUGUGGGUUCCAUCUACUUCCUGUACCAUGUGACCCCUUUGCCCUGCCCUCUGCCAUCGACAGUGACCCCCUUCGUGGACCGAUAUUCAUCCCUCUGAAAGUGGCAGCCAUUGACCAGCAUGACUCAAUCUUUGUGGAGUAUGACAAAAGCACUCGAGAACAAAAGCUGUUACAGUUCCAGGAGGCCAUAAUAAAAAGGUUUGGGUUCAUAGAGAGCAGUGUGCGAGUCUUGGCCAACCGUAAUACCAAGUCCUCACAGGGGGCGGAGGAUUAUCACCAAUAUGUUCACUGUACAGGCGGAAUGUUUAUAAUUAUUGAGGAUACAAACCUGGCAAAGGCCAAUCAUCAACCAAUCAUAGAGACGCGACCAAUCGGUGUGAAGCCAGUCAUAGAGUCCCAACCAAUCAAUGCAAAGAAACGCGAGAACAACAGCAGCCUGGGCAAUCUUCCACCAUCGCGUAACAUGAAAAGCAGUGUCAGCUACGGAACCCUGGGCAAAAAGUCAUUUUCUGAGUUAAGGAAAGAUUACAUCGCGAGGCAGACCAGUCAGCUGGACUGCCAGAACGUGGAGUGGGAGAUCGAGAUUGGGUUUCUGUGGUCGUGGAAUUUUAUGUUGUCCCGGCGCUGGAGAUCUGGAAACACGGGGGACGAGACUUUUCAGGAUAAUGUGCUGCGGGAUUUCCGCGCUUUCUGCUCCAAUGAAGAUGACCGUCUUUAUGAGUUCUGGAUGGAGUAUAAGGCACAAAAUAUCAUUUGAGCAUGGUAGUAUAGUGCAAUUAAGUAAUUUAACUCGGUGUUUUGAGUGUUUGCGUGAGAGCUGCAAAUUUUUGUUGAGUUGUCAUGGAUGGAGUAUAAAACACAAAAUAUUGUUUGAAUGUGGCUGUCCAGUGCACUUUGAUUAACUCUUGAUUCAUCAAUUUUGUGUUAUAAAAAUCUUCAAAUUCAGUGUUUGAAAUAUAUUCAUGGGAGCAGAACUAGCAGCCACUUUGCGUUGAGUAGCAAACAACUUUUUUUGUUUUGUUGUUUUAAAUUGAUGGUUAAGUUUUGUGUCUUCUGUGUGUAAUUUAAUUAUAAAAAAUGUGUAGUCAAUGUACAUCAAUGUUUACAGAGGCAUAUUAAAAGCAGCUCUCCCUUAA